Molecule: messenger RNA, 15028 nt
Organism: Musca domestica (house fly)
Lineage: Eukaryota; Metazoa; Arthropoda; Insecta; Diptera; Muscidae
Gene: side-IV
Exons: 19
Coding region: 3823-7419 (1198 amino acids)
Molecular function (GO): protein binding
Source: RefSeq, a predicted model, not a curated record
ACGGUUAACACGUCGGAACCGGAUGAAUGCGUGUUUAUGAUUUUUAUUUUGUAAAUGGAAUAAAUUCUUCUGUGUGUGUUGUUUGUGUAUGGUGGAAUACGUCUCGUAUGAGAAGGUGUGGAAUGUAUUAAAAAGAAUAUUAUUAAAUAUUAAAAAAAUGAAUUAAUGAUAUUAGAAUCAACACACUCACACAAUUGAUUCCUUUUUUUUUAAAGAAAAAAUAAAAAUAACACGAAAGUAAUCAAACGAAUUGCGAAUGAAAAUAACGUUGAAUCAAGGGCUCCUAGAGACGGAAACGUCGUGUAAACGCGCUGUGUGUGUGUCUGAGCAUGUAUGCGAUUGUGAGCGAAACAUAAACACGAGUAACACAAAUAAAGAAAAUGAGUUAUUAACGAAACAAAAACAACAUUUCUAAGCCUCGUGCAAAGCGAAAACAAAGUCGGUAAAAAAGAAAGAAAUAAUUGAAUUGCCAAUAAUUUUCCUCCAAAAAUUUGCAAAACAUUUCGACAAAGCAGAAAACGUGAAUUCUGAAAGAAGUAAGAAGAGAUAAAAGCAAAACAAAGGCAAAUAGUGAAGGUGUCUGCGUGUGCUUGUGAAUUUGUAACAAAUAAUCUGAAAUGUGUCAAAUAAAAAUCUAAAGAAAUACAUAGGUGUUGUUUGUCAAUUUCAUUGACAUCGUAGUGUGAAAUAUUAAAGCUGUCAAAAAACCAAAACAUAUCUAUCAACAAACCAAACAACAGGAACCAGAAACCAUAACAAAACAAGGAAAUGGCACAACAGUGAGGCAUCAUCAAAAAGAAAUAAAGAAACUAAGCAAGAUAAUUUACUCAGCUGUACUGAAUCUAUGAAAAUUACAUUGAACACCUUCACAACGAAACACAAUUCAAAGAAAAGUAAUCAUAGCAAAACAUAUCGAAGAGCAAAUCAAAUCAUUUUCAAAAAUAAAAUUAAAACAAAAAAAUCUAUUCCUUUGAACCUGUAAACAUAUCCGCAAGCAAAACAAAAAUAACAAAAACGAAAACGAAAAAACAGAAUAUAAAUCAUCAAAGAGCAAACGUAAAAAAUAACAAGGAAUUUUUUCUCGCCAAAUCGAUUCGAGCUGUCAAAAAAUUAUUAUCGCAAACACGAAUCACAUAUCAAAUUCAUUAAAAUAGAUAAGAUUUUUAUGAAAUUGCUUUUGGGCUAAUUAAUGCAUGGUAUUUUUAACCAGAAACAAAAAAUACCAGAAAACAUCAAAGCCAGGCAGCUAGCAGGCAAGCAAACAGUGAAUUUAAAGAGGAGCAAAACCAAAAAAAGAGAAAUAAAGAAAACAAAAUUAACCAAACAAAUUAUGCAAAUAUAAACAUACAUACAAAUUAUCAUUUUCAAAUGCCAAUUAAUUCAUUAAUUUGAAGAAGACCAGACCACGACGAUGAAACAGAAUCUUCAAUAAAUCUACAGCUGGCUAAAAUCUCCAAUAGGUCAAAAUAACAACAACGGGCAUUAUAGCAACAAUUGCUUUUGGUAUUCUUCUGCUUGUUUUCGUUUCGGAGGGCGUCCGCCCAGUUUAGUAGUUGUUGUUGUUUUUUCGGUCCAGACAAUUAUGCUCGCUCAUCUGUAAAACGGUCGUCCGUACAAAUUUUUAAGCCAUUUACAAAUUGUACUUAAAUGUAAAUGAGUUUUUGUGUUGCGAAUAAAAUGACGUUGAUGAAUAAAUACACUUUAUGCUAAAUGUUGAAAAGCGCGCGCGUCUUCGUCUCCUAUCUAAAUAAUCUCGAUGACGGGAGCCCAACCAACUAGCAAAACGACCGACCGACCGACCAACCAUCCGUUAACAAAGUUCUAAACGUUUGUUGUGUUGAAUACUCGGGAAUUAAUGUAAAUUGUUAAGUUUUAAAUCUAAUCUGUUCUGGUGAAUAUUGCCGCUACAGUGUCGAAGUGUAUGUAUGUAUAUAUGUAGCUCGGUGUGAGUGCAUUUAUCGUGAGCCUUCAUCUUUUUGUUUUAUGCCAACGCCGGGCAUUAGAAGUGUGCGCAAACUAAAUAUCAAAACGACAAAAUACCCAGAAAUAAAACGAAAGCCAGUGAAAUCUCCCCAACAAGGAUUGCUGUUUAGCCCAAUGGACAAUCAUUCACGCAAUUUGUGAGAUUUACUACGUUACGAAAAAAAGUGACAGUUAUGUUGUUGUUAUUCACUCACUUUUCACUAAGUGUCUCACUGUGAUAUAAAAUACAAAUAAAGAAACAAAAAAUAAGCACAGCCGUCCUUAAACAGAAACAACAACCUGACCCACCAUCUCAAGCUGCAGCGAAAUUCGCCAAGACCAAGACUCGGGCCCUUAACGCUAAUAGAGUGAUUUACAAAAAAGUUUUUGCUGGCUUCUUUUUCCAUUUUAUUUGUAUUCUCCGUUUGUUGGUACUACAACUCUACCACGCUCCUGUGUGAAAUUUGUGUUGCAGUGCUAUCAGAGACAACCACAACAAAUAUUGACAAAUACAGGAUACAAUUGUGAAUUGUUUUAGUAAAUUGAAUGAUCAUUGCGGCUGGUUGUAUGGGUGGAAGGAAAGCUCUAGGGGAGAGCGGUAGAGAGAGAGCGAGAGAACAGAAAUACAACGACAUCAUCAGACACAAAUAAUAUCAACAACGGAAAACUAAACAUAAAUUAAAAUCCAAUCGCUGUGUAUAUAUGUAUGUGAGUUUAUACCAUAAACAAAUAACAGGAAAAAAUAAUAAAAUUUGACUAAAAUAGCCAAAUUUAUAUGUUGACAAAACAAUAUACAAUUUCCUACACUUCCGUUGCCCAGACCACAACAGGCCACAACAUAACUCCAUACAAAUUGCCAGCCAUUCGAAAGCAUGGCAAGUUAUUGUCAAACCUAAGCAGUCGUUCGAUUUAGCUGAAGGUUAAAACGAAAAUCCGCCAUGAAUCAAAACGUCAAAACAUGCCAUAAGAAAAACCUGAAACAUGCCAUCAAAAUGAAAUGAUUUUCCUGGAAUGUCACAUACAUCGGAUAUAGGAAACAAAAAAUAACAUAACUAUCUCGCUGACUGGCUGGCUGGCAAUCUGUCUGUCUACACAGUCGAACGUGAAACCUCUGAAGAAAGCUAACAGUGUACAUACAUUGAACAAAUAUCAAUCCGCCAAGGACGACGACUAGAAAGUAAUAGAAAAAAUAAGCAUUUGUAAAAAAAAACAAAUUCAGUUACUCUGGAGUAUAAAGAGGUGUGUUGAAAAGGGAUACCAAUUUGAGCAAGAAAUGCUCAAACAGCCACUGGCGGUUCUCAACACUGGCGGAAACGGAAACUAACCCAGAAAACGGGAGGAUAUACCAAGCAAAUAACACAUGUGCUGGAUGCAUGCAUGCAUACUUUAGCAUUCAAUGCUGUACAUGAAAUCACAUAUGAGAAUUAUUGUUGAUUCCCUACCAAAGCAGCAACAGCAGCAGCAGCAGAAAAAGUAAAAACCAACUCCCGAGAUAGACAAGGGAAUAGCUUCAAACAAUAGCCAACAAGGCAAAAGAACUGAACACAAAACGAACAAAAAAGAAAAAAAAAAAAACAAAAAAUUGCAACAACGAUGACAGAGGAAUUUAUGAAAACAUUUAGCAUUUAAUAAAUUUCUAGCUCCAACAGGAAGACGUGGAGAAACAAAAGCAACAAAAAAACAUCUCCACACAACUCUCCAAAUAUAUAUAAAUCCUAUAUCAUAAGCCUUUUUUCUAAGGGGAUUCACAUACACACAUCUGGUAAUUCACAUGUGUAUGUAUUUGUAUGACAGUUGUAUACGAAUGUGUAAGUUUGCACAAUAAUACAAUAGCAACAAAUAAUAACAAUCAAAUUAAAAAUGAUUCCUGCGGUUAUUAUUUCCUGUUCCUGUUAUACUGCAGUCGCUGAGGCAGAGGCAGCUGUAACGGCUACAACCAUAGAUAAGCUAACAGUACCCACAAAACCAAUGAUCAAAGAUUGUACAAAAUGUACUGCCUGCCAUCAGCAACAACAACAACAGAAACAUCAUUGUCACCAUCAUCAUCAACGCCAUCAUCACCAUCUCCAUCAGAAGGAAUCACAACACUGCCAACAACAAGAACAAACUUCCCUACUAUAUAAUACAAGUGACCACCAUCAGCACCACCACCACGACAGCCAUCACCAUCAGUCCUAUUAUUAUCAACAGCAAAAUCAUGUAAAUAUUACUACUGCCAACCAACAACAACAACAACAGCAGCAACAACGGCAACAACAAUGUCGUCGACAGCGUCCCAGCGGGACAUGGCACAAACGUUCGCAUUACGAUCUAACAACCUACUAUCUGUGGUGGCUAUUUGGCAUUUGUUUAAUAUUCUCAACGAAUGGUGGUCGCAAUUUAAAUAUCGGAAAUCUCGUUAUGAAAACAUCAUCAUCGUCAUCAUCAUCAGCAGCAUCAUCGAUAUGGUCGCAAUCAACGGCAACAUCAUUUCAAUCCUCUUCACCAUCAUCCUCCAUAUUAGCUGCAGCCUCAUAUUUGGAACCGGAUGAACUAAUUCAUGAAUUAGAUAGGCCUGUACCACUUACAUCCGUUCAGGGUGUAUUGGGACGUCAGGCUAUGCUACCGUGUGAUAUAACGCCAAUGGAACGUGACGAUGCUGUUUAUAUGGUACUGUGGUUUCGUGAAGGCGAUGGUGAACCUAUUUACAAUUUCGAUGUUCGAGGGAGACAAUUCGGCCAGGCUCGCCUAUGGUCUUCACCAUCGGCCUUUGGUACACGAGCCUAUUUCAGCAGCACUUCCCAUCCGGCCCAACUGAAAAUCGAUAGUGUACGUCUCGAGGAUGAAGGCGUGUAUCGGUGUAGAGUUGAUUUUCGUAAUUCACCAACACGCAACCUUAAAAUUAAUCUCACUGUAAUUGUGCCACCGGAGAAGCCAGCCAUUUACAAACCCAUACGCCAUGAAAAGGUCAGCAAUGUGGAAUCGUUUAAUGAAGGCAAUGAUAUUGUGCUGAUAUGUGAAGUGUCUGGUGGACGUCCACUGCCCAAUGUUACAUGGUAUUUGGAUAAUACGGUGAUUGAUGAAUCGUUUGAACAUCGUCCGGACGGUAAGACUGUUAACCACUUGUCAUAUCCAAAUGUUGGACGACAACAUCUGAAUGCGAGAUUAGUUUGUGUGGCCAGCAAUACGAAUUUAACUCCACCGAACAACAAAGUGGUCAUACUGGAUGUCAACUUGAAACCAAUUGCCGUUCACAUAAUGACAAAAGACCGAUUUGUUUCGGCCGAUCGCACAUAUGACAUCGAAUGCAAGUCAUCCGGUUCAAAACCACAAGCCGUCAUUACAUGGUGGAAGGGUAAUAAACAAUUAAAAAAGCUAACAAAAAACUUUAAUGAACCCGACAAUCAAUCCUUAAGUAUAUUAACAUUCACGCCUACCCGAGAAGACGAUGGCAAAUAUUUAACAUGUCGAGCGGAAAAUCAAUUUAUUGAGGGCAGUGCCAUUGAGGAUAAAUGGCGUCUGGUUGUACACUAUCAACCCACAGCUCAUUUGAAAAUGGGAUCAUCACUUAAUCCUGAUGACAUUAAAGAGGGAGACGAUGUCUAUUUUGAAUGUGUCAUUCAGUCGAAUCCAAAGCCCUAUAAAAUGUCAUGGUUUCAUAAUGGCAAAGAAUUACAUCACAAUGUAUCAGCUGGCGUUAUCCUAUCAGAUCAAUCACUUGUCCUGCAAAGCGUUUCGCGUGCAUCUGCCGGUGAUUACACUUGUCUGGCUGUGAAUUCUGAAGGCAAAGGCACCAGUAAUCCGGUGACAUUACGUAUCCGAUAUGCACCCAUUUGUGCCACAGAUCACGAUGAACUGUUGGGUGCCCUGAAGCAUGAGACGUUGGCGUUAAAAUGUGAAGUGGAUGCAUCACCGCCUGCGGAUUCAUUUCAUUGGACAUUUAACUCAUCCGGCGAACAAACCGAAUUACCAGCACGAUUGCAUUCAAGUGAAACUGGCAUGUCACGUUUGAACUAUACACCCACAACGGAUUUGGAUUAUGGUACAAUAUCAUGUUGGGCCCGAAAUUCCAUUGGUGUACAAAAAUCUCCAUGUGUUUUUCAAGUGGUAGCAGCGGGUCGUCCAUUUCCAUUACAAAACUGUUCGAUAACCAACCAAUCAGCAGAUUCUAUACAAGUGGAUUGUAUUGAGGGUUUUGAUGGUGGUCUACCACAAAGUUUCAUGUUGGAGUUGGUGGAAUUAAACAAUUUGCGUUUGGCACGAAACAUAACAUUGCAGCACACAACAAGUCCAGUUACAUUUUUUAUUGAUAACUUGGAUCCCUUGGCCACAUAUCGUAUGAUCAUCUUUGCUGUCAACGCCAAAGGACGUUCAGAGCCAAUUAUAAUUGAUGAUAUUAAUUUUAAGGGUGUUGCUAAAUAUACAGGUGCUUCCAAUGGCUUAACCGUACCUUUGUCGCCUUUCCUAGCUGGCCUUACAUUAUUCUGUGCUUUACUUUUUGCCAUUUCAUGCAUUAUAUUGGCAGCAAUAUAUCGCAGAUUUUCCAAUCGACAAAAUGACAACAAUUUAAAACCCACAAAACACACACAACUAUCAAUACCCGCCGAUUGUCAACUGGAUCCGUUACAGCCGAAUCAUCAUCAUAAUCAUUACGAACAGAACAAUCAUCAGGCCCAUCACAGUCUAUUGCAAUCGAAUGGCGAUGGCAAACUUCAAGCUGUUGUCGGCAGCGGAGGCGGUGGUGGCGGCAGCAUAGGAGGUGGUGUUGGUGGCGGCGGCGGUGCUUCAUCGCCAUCAGCUCUGAGUAUGGGUGGUGGAGGAGGCGGAGGUGUUUUAGGUGGCAUUAUGGAUUCAUCGGCAUUAAGGUCAACUACCCAUCACCAUCAUCAUCAUCGGCAGUCACCGCAAAUGAUGGGCGAUCCGCCCGAAGGCGAUGACACAGAUCCAGAUGUUAUACCAAAUCAAUAUGAAAAACGUCCACUGAAGUCAAUGAUGGCUUCACCUAUAUUCCGUAGCCCAUCAGCGAGAUUGCUGCAACGUGAUUAUUGCACGCCAGAUGCCACAGAUGGCACGGCCACCCUUGGCGGUAGUGGGAGUGUGAUUGGCAUUACGAAUGGUUCGGCAUUAAGUAGCGCCGAUGGUGUAUCCAGUUUAGGUUCAUUAAAAAGUAAUAAUGGCAGCCUUGGCAUUGGCAAUGAGGUGCUGCACUACACAUUUAGGCCGAGCAAACAAAUUAGUUAUGCCACACUCAACAAAAAAGGUAUUACCACAUGCAGUCCACCAUUGGGUGUGGGUCUGCCCUUUAGUAGUACAACUACAACAUCAUCAUCGCUAUCAUCCUAUCAUCCCACCACUCAGCCAAUGGAAGUAAGUCUGCUAAGUCCAAAUAAUCCAUCGGUAACAUCAUCCAUCAGUGAAUACCGGUUUCGACCGGAAGUGGUUACCACCUCAAAUCGCAUCCAGGAAAGUUGUAUAUAAAUAAGAACACAUUUCUACGCACACAUGUAUGUAGUACAUUAAAUGUAUAAUCAUCUAAUCGAAGGUGCUGCGCUUGUCAACCAACAAACAACCUUCCUGCCUGACUGCCGUCUAACCAACUAAACCAGAACAAACAACCUACCAAAACAAGAAAAAAAAAACGAAACAAAACAAACUAAAUAAAUAAAAUAAAGUGGAAGAACGAAAACCAACUUAAAGGCCAUAAUUGUCUAACACAACUAUAAUUUGAUGUUUGUUUAUUUACUUGUAUGUGUGUACAGCUACUGUAAAUGUUUAUGUAUGUAAAUGUUAUAUGUAUAUCUGGUAUAUAAAUUUCUAAUAAUUUUCUCUAUUUAUUUGUAUAUAAUGUUGAACUUUCUAUUGUUGCUGCUCUUUAUAUGUAAAUUUGAGGAGGGGAGGGUCAAUUCUGUGACGACUUUAUUAUAUUAAAACAUCGUUCUUGAUUUAACAUUUUAAGUUGUGAUGGCUUCAGCUCACCCCUCCUAACGCUGUUGAAAUGUGUAUGAGUAUCAAACUUGUUAUUGCUUUUAAAUUUCAAGUUCAAAAAAGAAGUGAUCGAAUAGUCUGUUGAGGUAAAUACUUUGAUUAGUUCUUAAGCAAAAGGUGUUAGGCUGAAAUUAACAAAUUCCAAAAGACUUUUUAUAGAAAAAUAAUAAUAGUAAGAAAAGAAAAACGCAAUCGAAAUAUUCAUAAGAAGGAGUUAUAGGGAAAUUUAAAAAAUAUAUUUUUUUUCCUUAUUUUUUUCUGAGUUAAAAGUAAAAUAAUUUAUUCAUUUACAAGAAAAUCUCUGUUCUAAAUUAUUGUCAGAACAUACUCACGCACAUAUAUGUCAUAAUAAUUUACAUACGGUAUAAACUCUACCAUAUAUCAUUUUACGAAUACAUAUCUACUACCCAAAUAUAGUUUAUUCCUCAUCCAAUCACUGUAUAUUAUUGCAUUGUGUUUGCCUCAUAUUCAGGACAGCUGUUUUACGAUUUUUUCAAGGAAAAGUUCGUCCCUCUACGGAACUUUUUUACAAAUGGUUGCCUUAAGGUUUGAUGAAAUUGUUCACGUAGUUUUCUAUUUCUAUAUCGUAUGUCCUCAAGAGAAGACCAAUAUUUUGUAUGAACAUAAGUCGGAAAGCUUCAGACGGUGUUGUACCCCACAUUCCCAUUUUUAUUCAGUAGAAAUAUUACAACUUGCAAACAUUGAAGAGAUGUGGGGUAUAAUUUCUCAUUUUAUGCGAAAGAGGUAUCAGAUCCAGUUUACAGACAAAUAUCAUCUUUACGCCAGAUCUUAUGUUGUCCAGAUGGGAAUUGAGUGACAAAUACGAAAAGAAGUGGGUCACUUUUGUCCAUAUUUGUUCUGUCGGAUAUUAAUAGUACUGUGAACCAAAUUUGUACUAUAACUUUUCUAUGAUUAAAUAAUUUAUGAUUUAAUGGAAGAUUUCAAGAGAAACGUGGGAGGUACUAGAAGUACUGGGCAAAUAUUCUGUAUUUUCUCAUCAGAUCUGAUUCUUAAUUAAGUAUCACGAAUUGAUAAUUUUGAACUAUAUAGUGCACUCUUUUUUCUUAAGAUGAUUUUUUAUUAAUUUUUUUAUCAAUAUUGAAAUGUAUCCAGGUUGGGCCUAAUUGAAUACUCCUUCGAGACAGAUAUGACUAGAUCGAAUACAGAAGUCUUACAACGGAGAUUAGGAACAUUUUGGCAGCAUCAAAUUAUAUAUGACUUUUUGGGGUUAGAGUCGUACUUUUUGUGAAUCUGUGCCAAAGUACCACAAACAAUCAUUGUAUGUGGCUAUUGUCAAAGACAAACAACUUCUAACCAAAAUUUUAACUAUGGAUAAGUUAUUGUAAAAUAAAUUAUCCAGAUUUUGUAUUACAAUUUAAGUCGCACAAUUCUUAAGGGGUUAAUUACGUAUGAUUUUGUUUGGAAAGUUUCACCAUCUAUGGGAUCAGAUAAAGGGGAAUAUGAACCGAUAUUACCCAACUUGAAGCUUCUUUUGGGUUACAGUCUGGUUUAGGCAAGAGUGCUCUCUCUUUCUCUCUCUCUCUCUAUCUCUCUCUCAUUAUACAUAUGAAACCGUAAGACUCUCAGCCUUACGCUGGUUUCAAGAGUAGUCGUGCCCAAUAGCAUGACAAGACAGGCAGACUCACAAUUUCCUAUAACUCUUUAUAAACUAAAGCUGACAUAAAGUCUAAACCCUUUAUUUCGAUGACGCACAUGCCAAUUCAUUGCUAUCGGUUCAAUUUAUAAUCAUUAAUGGAUUAUUUCAGUAUUCUCCUUAAAUCAGAAACGAAUUAUCUAUUGUGUAAUUUUUAUACCCUCCACCAUACUAUGGAGGGUAUAUUAACUUUGUCAUUCCGAUUGUAACUCCUCGAAAUACUCAUAUCAGACCCAACAAAGUAUAUAUAUUCUUGAUCAGCGUAAAAUUCAAAGUCGAUUUAGCGAUGUCCGUCUGUCUGUCUGUCUGUCUGUUAUAUUCACGCUAUCUUUCGAAUGAAUUGAGAUAGAUGGCUAAAAUUUUUCACACAUGUUUAUUUUUCCAGUAGGCAGGAUAAGUUCGUAAAUGGGCCAUGUAGGUCCACGUUUUCAUAUAGCCCCCAUAUAACGGUACCUCCCUAUUUGAUGAUUUUAGCGACAUUAUUCACGGGAAUUGUUUCAAAUUUGGCAUUUGAAGUUCAAAAUGGAUACUACAACAUAAGACGGAAAAUUUUCUGUGCAGGUCCACGUCUUCGUAUAGCCCCCAUAUAACGGUACCUCCAUAUAUUCGGUAUUUUGAUGAUUUUAGCGACAUAAUUCACGGGAAUUGUUUCAAAUUUGGUAUUUGAAGUUCAAAAUGGAUACUACACCCUAAGACAGAAAUUUUUCUGUGCAGGUCCACGUCUUCAUAUAGCCCCCAUAUAACGGUACCUCCCUAUAUUCGGUAUUUUGAUGUUUUUAGCGACAUUAUUCACGGGAAUUGUUUCAAAUUUGGUAUUUGAAGUUCGUUAUGGGAACUACAGUCUGUGACAGAAAAUUGUCUGUGCGGGUCCAGGUCUUCGUAUAGGCCCCAUAUAUCAGUACCUCCCUAUAUUCGGUAUUUUGACGAUUUUAGGUACAAUACCCACCGAAAUUGUUUGAGAUGUGGUAUUUGAAGUUCGUAAUGGAUGCUACAGCCUGUUACAAAAAAUUGUCUAUGCUGGUCCAGGUGUUCGCACAGCUCCGAUAUAACGGCACCUCCUUAUAUACGGUAUUUUGAUGCUUUUAGCUACAUUAUUCACUGGUUAUUUCAAGUUUCGAAUUUGAAUAUGGUAAUGGUUUAUGACAAACAAUGCCUAUGUAUGUCCACGUCCUAUAGACCCCUAUAACGGCUAUAUUCGGUAUUUUUAAAAUUUUAAAAGAAUUUUUAAGGAUUUUAUUUUUUAAAAAUUUCCAAAUUCGUUGCAAAUGGUGGAGGGUAUUAAAAGUUCCGCCCGGCCGAACUUACUGCUUUUUAACUUGUUUUUUCUUAAACAUGUUCUCAGGAUGAAAGGGUAAUUUAUUUAAAUAAAAGUAAUAACAUCUGUUCUUAGUUCUUGUGUGUUUCAUUUUGUAGGAAAAAUUUGUCCACGAAAUAUGACAUACGAAACUGUCUGAGUAAAUUCUCAACAUAUUUCCGAUAGAAGAGACCAACAUUGUCCUUCUAUAGAGAAUAAUUUGACUAUAUGGUUUGUAGAGAUGUUCAGAAAGAGUCCCAAACAUUUUGAGCGCGAUUUCCCUCAAAGUUCUCCGUUAUGUUUCGUUAUACCGAUAUAUAAGGCUUCUCUACAUAACUGACAAAAGUAAAAAUAAUUUCUUUUCUCAAUAGACCCUGAAAAUGUUCUCAUGCGACUAUAUCGAGAAAAUUUCUCCAUUUUACAGCAGUAUCUUUAGUUUCUUCAAAUUCAAACACUUUAAUAUUACUUUAUAUAUUUCUUGAAAUUUCCUUACAUUUUUUUUUGUUAAUUUAUGUCAUUUACAUUGCUUUACAUGUCUGCUUAUUAUUAAUUUUAUUGACAUUUAAUUUAAAAUUUUCUGAUAUCUGGUAACAAACUGACGCAAACACUUACUCAAUCAUAUACGAAUACAAAUAAACAUAUCCUCUCCCAUACCUUGCUCUGUAUAUCGAUUUUAAUAAUAAAGUUUUUAAAUAAAAAAGUGUAUGUUCACACAUACAUACAUACGAAAAAUUAUUUGCAUACACAUAUAUUUGUGUAUAUAAUAUAAUUAACAAUAUGUGCGUGUUUAUGUGUGUUGAUGUCAUUAUAAAACUAUGCAUAACAACAAAAUAGCUCAUUUACGAGAACAAAAAAUGUUCGUGUUUAACAUUUAAUAUAUUUAAAUAUUGCCUUGGUUGUAGCUGCAUUUUGUUUUAGUUUUUUUUUUCUUUUGAAAUUAUUUAGAGAUUAUUUCAAUUAAUUUAAUUUUUUUUUCUCUCUUUUUUUGGUUUUUAUAUAAACAGGAACCUUAUUAUUUUACCACCAAACCUAUGUUACAGGAAUCCCAUUUAUAAUUAUUGUGUACUCAGCAACACCUUUUAUAAAUAAAUUUAUAUUAAAAUAUUAGACCAAAAUUUGUUGACCAUAAUUAUGUUGUGUUAAUUAAAAACAUAAUUAAUUUUAGGUGAAAAUUAGAAUGUCCAUUAUUUACCCAUUGCAAGCUGACAAAGAAAAUGAUGAUAUUAGCACAAAAAAAAAAUGAAAAAUUGUGAAAAUGUCCAAAUGCCAUCUGAACACAGUGGAAUUUCUAUAUAUAUAUAUAUAUAUAUGAAGCCAAUGAAACCGACACAGGCUGGCCGAAUGUUGCGCUUGCUUGAGGUGAUCGACACUUUGGUAUUUUUUAGUAACAACCUUGCUUUUCAAAAUACUCCAGACACAAUAGUCCAACGGAUUGGUAUUUUGGUGGUAUUCGGAGAUUUUGGUGGCCAUUGUGCGCUUGAAAUGAAGCGAGGAAACUCAUUGUUGGAAUGUCCGAGGUCUGCGGCCAAAAUAUUCGCGUGCCCAAGGCCUUCCUUUCUUCCAGAAUAUUUUCGCGAUAAUAUUCGGCAUUUAUUUGAUUAAUAUGAGCGGAGAGCGACCACACCAUCACCUUGACAGGAGCUUGAGUUCUGGUGGCCAACGGAAGGUGCACAUUUUCUGCUGACCUAUUUGGCAAGUAAACACGCUCAUUUUGUUUGCGAUGUAAGCUCUUGCUUUUUUUUUUUUUUUUUUUGAAUUUCAAUGGCUUUACCCCGAACUAAUUUUUCAGUAUUUGCCGCAUGGAAUAUUGCGAUAUGUUCAACUCAUGAGUCAUUUUUCGGCCACUGCGACUUGGGUUUCGAUCAAGUCUCUUCUUUACAUUUCGAACCAUUACUGCUGAUGUUGCUGUUCUCUUCCCUCCACUUCCUUUACAUCGGGCUGUUACGAGACACAAAAGAUUUAUUCACAUUCAAAUGCUGGAGUGCUCUAACAAUAGCCACUUGUGGUUUCCAGCCAAAUGUAAAGAAAUCACACUAUCACGCUUGAAUUCCAUCACGAAUAACUUUUUUCUGGAAAACUCUCACCAAAAACAUUUUGUACGCUUGUAAAGACUAUAAUUAGCUGUCACUGGAACAAUUGUAACAGCUGUCGGACGAGUGGCUUAGAAAUGACAGCACUCUGAAGUUGGUUGCAGUUUUUUAUCUCACCCUGUAUUUCCCGAGAGUAGGUACUUUUAGAUGAACUUCGAAAUAAAAAGAAAACAAUGCAGAAAUAUGGAUAAUAGGGACGUAUCUACUCGCUACACAGUAAAUAUCUAAUGGGGUCGAAUGUUUUGACCACGCGCCAUUUUCCGUACCGAAACACAUAUUUUUUUAUAAUCACUUCCCCUAACUUUUUAAAACCAUUACGUACCUCAUGCGAUUCUCGUCCUUGCAAUGGGUUAAUACGAACAUAUGUUUUCAUUAAUUGCAUUGAAAAGCGUUAAAGCUAAUUAAUAUCUCAUUUAGGUAAACAUAACAAAAAACAACAAUUUAUUAAAAUAUUCAACCUCUACCAAAAGUAUUACUUUCUAUUCAACUUAAAAACAACAACCAAGUGAAAAUUAUUCAACAUCUAUAUUAAGUUAUAUUAAUUUACCUUAAUUGUUUUUAUGUAGAGAAAAACUUAAUUUACAACAAUAAAAUAUGUAAAUAUUAACUUUUUACCACGAGAAGCAUCAGCAACAAAUUUUUGUACAUUGUCGUUAAUACGUGUGUUGUACAUUAAUCAAAAAAAAAAAAUAAAACUUGGACAAAACAAAAAACGAAAGUAAUUAAAUAAUUAUAAAUAUAUUUAAGUUUCAGUUUGAAGAAUAAAUAAAAUCCAAAAAAAAAAAAAAAAAAAAAAAACUUAACAAAAAAACAUACAUUUUAAAUAAAUUGUGAGCAACAGUAGAGGUAAUUUUAAGAUAAAAUAAAAAAAGUAUAUGUUACAUUAAAUAAUAAUAGCAGGCUUAAGCUUACAAUGUUAUUAAUCCAUUAUUAGUAAAAUAAACGUAAUUUGUAUAAACAAUAUUUUCGUUUGUUUUUUGUUAAAUUUAUAUAUACUUAAAUGCAUAUAAAUUUUAUGUUAAAUAUAAAAAAACAAAUAUUUUGUAUAUAUCGAGUAAAAUGCCUAGAAGGUAAAUAUGUUUUACAUUUAAGAGUAUUAAGUUUAGUAAAAACUAAUGCGUGUGUGUUUAUACAUUUAUAAGCAAACAUUUGAUAUAUGCAUAUAAAAACAUAUAUACGAAUAUAUAUACAUAUGCAUAGAAACACUACAUACAUACAUAUUUAUAGGGAAAAUCUAUUUAAUCCUUAAAUGUAUAUGUAAAAUAUUUUCCAAUUAAAAUAAGUUUGUAAUAAACGCUUAGCAUUUCAAUUAACUAUGAAAUUUGAGGACUGCUGUAAAAACAUAUCGUUUGGUCAGUAAGUCAGCCGGCCGGUCAGUCAGUUUGUCUGGCUUUGUAUGUCAGCCCAUCUUGUCCAUUACAAAAUCUACGCGCAAUGCAUAUUUAAUGAGGAAAUGUAGGCAAAAAAAUCGAUAAUAAUGUUGAUGGAUAAUGGAAAACUGCAAUUAAACGAAACAUAUUGAAAGGCAAAAAUUUGCAAAACUAACAAAAAACUCAACACAAGGGCUGAAAGGUCUGGAACACACACACAAUUAUUCUAAGUUUCAACAUUUAAAUCAUUGCAAAAGUUACAAACUUUUGCUCUUGUGCAAUUAUCUAUAAAUAUUUGUAUUUAUGUAUGUAGUUGUUGUUAUUUCAAUACAUAUUGCCUAUUUUAAUUUCUACCUUUUAUUUUUCUAGAUUUCUUUAUACGACUAUUUAUUUGUAUAUGUUCAAAAAAAAUAAAUAAAUAAAUAAAAUAAAAAACAAUUUACAUCAUUAUUUACAGUAUUGUAAAUUAGUUAGUCUAACUUAUAACCAUAUAGAUAUAUAAAUAUAUACAAAUGCAAAUAAAUAUAUAAAUAAAAGAUUAAUAUAUAUAAAAUAUAUAUACAUUUUAGUGAAUCAUUGUAAGAUUAUAAGAUCAAGAUUAUAUUUAAAGAACAACAACAAACCAUGUAGGCAUAAGAUAUAUAGUUUAAUUAAAGAGAAAAGAUGAAAUAAAGAAAUAAUUAUAUAAACAAAA